Messenger RNA from Fusarium mangiferae, 7356 nucleotides. Its product is annotated as putative polyketide synthase. Gene Ontology annotation, molecular function: 3-oxoacyl-[acyl-carrier-protein] synthase activity; fatty acid synthase activity. Gene Ontology annotation, biological process: secondary metabolite biosynthetic process; fatty acid biosynthetic process. Bases 1 to 7356 code for a protein of 2451 amino acids. The record is from RefSeq and is a predicted model, not a curated record. Lineage: Eukaryota; Fungi; Ascomycota; Sordariomycetes; Hypocreales; Nectriaceae. The transcript has 5 exons.
AUGGGUAGCAUAACUCAUGAACCAAAAUACACCAACGAGCCAAUUGCUAUUGUGGGUAGCAGCUGUCGCUUCCCAGGCGAUGCAACCUCCCCAUCAAAGCUUUGGGACCUCCUCAAGAACCCCAGAGAUGUUGUCUCUGAGAUUCCUUCCACUCGGUUCAACACAACCGGUUUCUAUCAUCCUGAUAGUCAGAAUCAUGGCGCACACCCAAGAGCCUUUGACAGAGACUUCUUUGGCAUCAGCCCAAAAGAAGCUCAAUCCAUGGAUCCGCAGCAGCGCAUGCUGCUCGAAACAGUCUAUGAGGGCAUCGAGUCUGCUGGCUACUCAAUGCAACAGCUGCGCGGAUCCAAUACCGCUGUCUUUGUCGGUGUGAUGUUCCUCGACUAUCAGCUCAUUUCCGCCCGAGGCCUUGACAGCCUACCACAGUAUCAUGCUACCGGUGUUGCCAUGUCUAUCUUGGCCAAUCGUCUAUCUUACUUCUACGACUGGAAAGGACCGUCUGUGGGUAUUGAUACAGCAUGUUCUUCGAGUUUGGUGGCGUUACACUACGCCGUGCAGACUCUGAGAAGUGGCGAAGCCAAGAUGGCUGUUGCAGCGGGAUCGAACCUGAUCUUGGUGCCAGAUCUGUUUGUGUCUGAGUCAAGUCUCAACAUGCUAUCUCCCAACGGACGCUCCUAUAUGUGGGAUAAGGACGCCGACGGCUACACCCGUGGAGAAGGAACUUCAGCUGUCAUUCUCAAGACUCUCAGCCAGGCCAUUUCUGAUGGCGAUCACAUCGAAUGCAUCAUUCGAGAGACAGGCGUCAACCAAGACGGCCAAACUCCGGGUAUAACUAUGCCUAGCCCAACGGCGCAAGCAGAACUCAUCAGGUCCACUUAUGCCAAGGCAGGUCUUGAUUUGAGACUCGAGUGCGAUCGACCACAGUAUUUUGAAGCCCAUGGGACUGGAACACAGGCCGGCGACCCAAGGGAGGCUGAAGCAAUCUCGACAGUCUUCUUUCCCAAAGGUUCAAUUUACGACCGCAAACUCACAGUUGGCUCUGUGAAGACCCUGAUAGGACAUCUCGAGGGUAGUGCAGGCCUCGCUGGUGUCUUGAAGACAUCCCAGGCUCUUCAACAUGGCCUAAUCCCCGCAAAUUUACACUUCAAGACCCUCAACCCCAAGAUCGAGCCGUUCUAUACAAAUCUGCAAGUCCCGACUGAAACGCAGCCAUGGCCAGCUCUACCCAACAGUUGGACUCGCCGUGCUAGUGUAAACAGCUUCGGUUUUGGAGGAACAAAUGCGCACGCUAUCCUCGAGGCCUGGAACAGCAAAGGGCACGAGUCAGACAGUCAUUCGAAGAGUGUAGGUGGCCUAUUUGUGCUAUCUGCAAACUCAGCGCAGUCCUUGGCUUCGAGGGCGUCGCAACUCUGUCAUUACUUAGAAAGCAACCCUGAGACGGACCUGCGGCGUCUGUCAUACACCCUCUUCCAACGUGCCAACUUCAGCUUCCGCGCAGCCUUCUCCGCGACAAGUGUACAGCAGCUUACCGAAAAGCUCAAGACAGCUGUUCUAAACAAGACCUCUCGCACCGCCAGCAUCCCGGAGAAUAUGCCCCCACGCAUCCUUGGUGUCUUCACAGGUCAAGGUGCUCAGUGGGCUACCAUGGGUGCAAAACUUUAUGAAUCGUCAAUUGUUUUCCGCAGCGCUUUCUCGCGUAUGCAGGACAGUCUUGACGAACUGUCUGUCAAAGACGGACGUCCAUCGUGGUCUCUCAUUGAAGAACUCCGUGCUCCUCCUGCGACGUCACACAUAGGUGAAGCAGCUGUAUCACAGCCGAUAUGUACAGCUGUGCAAGUGGCCCUUGUCGACAUGCUGUCUGCGGCUGGGGUACAGUUCUCGGGCGUUGUUGGCCAUUCAUCCGGUGAAAUUGCUGCUGCGUAUACGGCUGGCUACCUCAAUGCGCACGACGCUAUUCGCAUUGCGUACUUCCGCGGACUCCACUCGAAGAAAGCACAAGGACCUGAUGGAUGUAGCGGCAAGAUGAUGGCCGUUGGCAUGUCGAUUGAUCAAGCUGCUGGCUUCUGCGCGGAGUCGAGAGGAACGAUAAAGAUUGCUGCCAGUAACUCGGCUCGCAGUUGCACUCUUGCGGGUGACGCUUCAGCUAUUGACUCUGCCAAAGAGAAGCUCGACGCUGCUGGCACAUUUGCGAGGGUUUUACAGGUCGAUACCGCCUAUCACUCGCAUCACAUGCAGCCAGUCGCCCAGCCAUAUCUCGACUCGCUUCAAAAGUGUAGCAUCAAGAUUAACACAAAGCCCGGAACCAAUGUUGUCUGGUAUUCGAGCGUGUGGGGAUCCAAUGGACGCAGUCGCUCGUUUAGUGGAAAGGACGCUGAGUCACUGAAGGGCCAAUACUGGGUUGACAACAUGACCAACACAGUUCUUUUUAGUCAAGCUGUCCAGCGAGCUGUCAACGAAAGUCAUGUGUUUGACUUUGCGCUCGAGGUUGGACCUCACCCUGCUCUAAAAGGCCCUGCUACUGAGACCAUCAAUAACAUGACGGGUAUUGGCCUGCCAUACUCGGGUGUGCUUAAGCGCGGUCAGCAUGACGUGGAGUCUUUCUUUGAUGCUUUGGGACUACUAUGGAAAACAUUUCCACUCCAAAGUGGACGGUCUAUUGUCAGCUUCGACGGCAUUGAGCGAGCCUUUGCGCCUGGUGGGAAGAACAACAGGCUAGGUCUUCUCAAAGACCUACCAUCUUAUCCAUUCGACCAUGAUAGUGUAUACUGGAAAGAAUCUCGUCACUCCGCGAUUGUACGUACACAGAACCAGAAGCGCCAUCAGCUCCUAGGCUCUGCCUCUACCUUUGGUAGCGGGAAGCAGCGUGAGGUUCACUGGAAACAAGUCCUUCGUCUUGAAGAGAUUCCCUGGCUAUUUGGACACACUAUUCAAGGAGAAUACCUGUUUCCGGCAACGUGUUAUGUCACAAUGGCCUAUGAGGCAGCCAUUAGACUUGUCUCCCCAGCGCAGGAAAUUCGACUUGUCGAGCUACACGACAUCGAUGUCUUUCGUGCUCUGAGCCUCAAAGCUGACUCUCCCGGAACUGAGAUCCUCUUUGCGGUACGCAUUACAAGCCAAUUGGACGGUGUGAUCACGGCAAGCUGGUCUUGUUACAGCAACCCGGUUGAUUUCGAACAUGGCCAGAAUCUUGGAGAUAUGCCAGCUCAAGCUGAGUCUCACGUUGAAGGAUUCUUGCGUAUUGAGCUUGGUGCUCCCAGAGAUGAUAUACUUCCUGCCAGAUCGGAGCCAAUUCUGCCCUUGAUUCCACUUGACGUCGAAGAGCUCUAUGACACUCUGGCUGUCUUGGGCCAUGGUUAUAAGGAGCAUUUCCAGACACCUAAAAUGCUUCGCCGUUUGCACCACGCUGUUGUCAGUAUGCCUGCUGGAUGGCAUGAAGCGAACUCAUUGACCCGUUCCGAUGUCAACCCCGCGGCCUUGGAUACGGGUAUCCAUGGGCUAUUGGCUGGUUACUCGUGCCCAGGAGACAGACGGCAACGGUCAGCUUACCUUCCAAGUCGUAUUGACAGCAUUCGGAUUAGCAUGGUGGCCGUUCCCGCUGUAGAUGGCGAUGGCCCUACAGAACUGCUGGCAGACUCCUUUGUCACCCAUGGCGAUGCCAGCCGUAUCAGCGGUGAUAUCAAUGUCUUCAAUCCCGAGAAUAACAAGACACAUGUUCAGAUCCGCGGAGUGCACUUAUUGAAUCUGCCCGGCUCACUCAGAUCAAGCCGAGAAACCUACCAUCAAGAUAUCUGGGAACGCGACGCUUUGUGUGGCAUUGAACCUGAUCGGAAGUCGAUCAUCUCAAACAAUAGGGCUCAAAUUAGCAAUUUGGCCAUGCGUCUGGUUCUAUUCUACUGUCAGAAGGUUCUCAAAGAGCUUAAGCCGUUUGAGAUCAUGCUCAUGGGAAAAGCCCGCAAAAACUUUUUGACAUGGGUACAGAAGGUUCUUAUUCCCAGCGUGAGAGCUGGAGAGCACGAGGCCAACAAGGAGUGGCUUGAUGAUAGCGAAGCAGAGUUGAACCAAGAGGUUGAGAGACUCAAGCUCGCAAACUCAGCCGACGUCGUUCUCUUGGAGCGUCUUGGACGUAAUCUGACAUCCAUCACCCGUGGUCUCACUGCAGGUGUCAAAGUAGCUGAGCAAGAAAACGCGCUUCAAAGGUUUUACGCCGACAGCUUUGGCUUCCGAGAAACCACUGCUGAUGCAGCUGCCCUUGUUUCACAAAUAUGCCAUCGUUACCCAGCUAUGAAGAUGAUCGAAGUUGGUGCUGGGUUCGGCUCAGGCUUACGAGACGCGUUGAUCAAUGCUGCAGGCAAGCGCCGUUACACAUCUUACACAGUUACCAAUACUGUUGAGCCUUCUGAUGAUGACUCGAAGCUCAUCUUCAAGCUUCUUGACAUCGACAAGGACCCAGUUCAGCAAGGGUUUGUCGAAGCAUCAUACGAUUUGGUCAUCGCCACAACUUCAUACUCUACCAAAGUCAGCCAAGAAACGGUGAUCAAUGCGAGAAAGCUGCUCCGCCCGGGUGGAUUCCUUCUCCUUGUAGCUCUGACCAACGACUAUCUUCCUGUUCGCUUCGUUCAGUCCCUGCUCCCAAGAACUUGGCUGGAGAAGGACGAUUCACGGCCACAGAUAAUCACGGUCUCCGACUGCGAUGCGUUGCUGAAAGUGAACGGAUUCUCGGGCGUUGAUGUCACCUACACGCAGCAUUUUUGCAGUGUUAUGCUCUCGCAAGCUGUUGACGAUGUUGUUCUUGCUGUGCGUGAUCCAAUUACUGUGACGCAGAAGAUUGAUGCAGAAAUCUUGCUGGUUCUAGAUCCAUCACCUAGCACGAUUGUUGAAAACCUCGCUUCUCAGCUAGAAGACAGGCUUGCCUCAUUUGCUACAGUGCGGAAGGUCUCGGGCCUUGAAAAUAUCAACGUUGCCCCAGAGGCCAUUAUUCUGAAUCUCUGUGAUCUCGAUACUCCAGUCUUCCAAGAGAUGAGCGAGCUACGCUUCAAGGGUCUGCAAGAGAUAAUGCGCCAAGCGAGCGUCCUCCUCUGGAUUACAGAGGGUGCCAGAGGUGGAGCUAAGCCUGCGAAUACUAUGGUGCUUGGAUGGGGACGAUCUGCACGCCUAGAGCGGUCUACUAUGAAGCUUCAAAUCUUGGACAUUGAGCAGGAGUCACAGACUGUAGAUCCUGACGUCAUUUGCAAGCUAUUACUCAAUCUUUCCAGCAGUAGCUCAGAUGACCAGGACAUACUCUUUACACUUGAGCCGGAGUUGAUGUUGAGAGGCAACGCCAUUUACAUCCCGAGAAUCUGGCCAGUUGACGGCCUCAACGAGCUCGCUGAUACGAGAUACAAAGACGUGUACGUGGAAACUUCUGCGACGAAUCCUUUCGCAGCGCUCGAUGAGCGUGGGAUACUUGCGAUUGAGCGGCCGUAUGGACAUACUCCAGCCAGUGAUCUGGAGGUGCUAGCAUCUUCUGUGCACGGCUUCCGUUUCCAAGGUGAAGAGAAUAUAAGGCAGCUCUGUAUCUCCAGGAAUGUUGCAGGCGAAUCAUCACUCACCCUCUCAGACGAGGACUCGCUUGAGAUUCUUUGGCAGUACGAGAAUGGCAAUGGAGGUAUCGGGUACCCUCAUCAGCUUCAAUUCCUGAUAACAUCGGCAAUUGCCGAGGCUACUCUUCGUAGCCUUUCGGGUCAUGUUUGGAUUCAUGGCGCACCUUCGUGGCUGCAAAAAGGACUGGAUCUUGCGGCCUCACGACGUGAUGAUAUCCAGUUGUUCAACACAACAUCUGAUCGUGAGAUAGUCACGGGGAACACCAACUUCCUCCAUCCUUUCGCUACCGAGCGUGACCUUGUUCUGGUAAAGCCGAAAGACAUUGCGGCAUUCGUUUGCUUGGAAGAUUCGCAGCAGGAUCACAACUUGGUCGGCUUGGUUCGCAGCAUCUGGCCCAGUAUCCGCAUUGAGCUGCCAGUUCUAUCAUUGAAUAGUUUCGAUGGUGUCGUCUUCAACGGGCUCAGCAAGCCCAUGUUCGUUGACCUUGUGAAGUGGCAUCUCAGCAGUGGCACUCUUGUUUCUGAGAAUUUAGCAGAAGGAGCCGUUAUCCCCGUUGAACAUAUCUCCAAGAAGUCCCCAUCAUCCAUUUUGCCAACAAGCGUCCUCGACAGAACGACAACAACAACCAUCACGGCCAAGCUCCUUCCGCCAGAUCACGAUGGUAUUUUCUCCAGUAAGAAGACAUAUCUUCUGCUUGGCCUCGCCGGUGAUUUCGGUAUAUCAAUUGCAUUGUGGAUGUUUGAUAGCGGAGCUCGCCAUGUUGUGCUGGCAUCUCGAAACCCUGUUGUUCUUCAACCGGUGGUGGAUCAUGUUGCCGCAACUCAUGGUGCUACUUUACGCUUCAUGGCUAUUGAUAUCUGCGACGAGGGCUCACUAUCAGCUGCGUGGGCCGAGAUUCAUACAUCGAUGCCCCCUGUUGGCGGUAUAAUGAACGGCGCGAUGCUUAUGCGAGAUCAACUAUUUGCAGACCAGCCAUGGUCAGACUUUUCAGCUGUCAUGGGCCCCAAGGUCAGAGGAACGCAGAACCUUGUUGCGCUCCUCGACAGAGAAGUCGCACCAGAGCAGCUAGACUUCGUUGUCUUCUUCUCUUCUGCAGUUGCGGUUGCUGGAAACGGGGGCCAGACUGCAUAUGGCUCAUCGAAUUGGUUUAUGCAAGGCACAGCUAGCAACAUGCGACAACGUGGUUACCCCGGCUGUGUUGUCCACAUCGGAGGUGUCAGUGGACUGGGCUAUGUUCAGCGACAUGAGAAGCGCAAGAUGCUUGAAGACUCAUUGUAUUGGCUUAUGUCUCCUGUCAGUGAGACCGAUCUACACGAUAUGUUGGCUGAGGUUAUUGCGGGCGACCGACAUGAUCUCAUUACAGGUAUUCGUGGUGAUAUCCGGACCUACACAUGGCGAGAACAACCGCGAUUAUGGCAUUACCUCCAGUCCGAGGACGACAGCAAUGAUGAAACUGCCAAAGAAGGCAGCAGUGCAUCUCUCAAAAUCCAGCUUGCUUCAUCUGUUGCUGAUCCAGAUGCUUGCCUCGACCUCCUCCUUGGUGGCUUUACAUCGGCAUUGUGUGGAAUGUUGCAUAUGAAGCCAGAGGAGCUUGACACCAAUGUCCCUGUUGCUAGUAUUGGUAUUGAUUCACUUGUGGCUGUCAGGGUCAGAGAAUGGUUUAUGCAGCAAGUUGGUGUAGAGGUGUCUGUUUUAAAGGUCAUGUCUUUAAAUACUCCUUUACUUGCUUUGUGUAAGGAUGUUUUGGCUAUAUGGAGGAAACAGGUAAAAGCUUAA